CCUCCUCCUGUUCCUCCCAGACUUGACAAGCUGGAAGGAUUAACCAGGUUGAAGGCCAACGUCAACGUUGUCUCACUCAAUGUUGGAAAACUGGUUGACACCAGUCAAGACUCAGGCAUGGAGACUUUUCAAAGGCCAGUGAUUUGUGGGAAAUGUAGUGCUGCUUUGUCAUGUCUCAGUUCGUUACAGAAGAACGUUUGGCGAUGUGAGUUCUGUGGAUAUGAAAACAGCGUAGACGAAAGUUUAGCUGCUUUGUGCAUUGGCCAGCGAGCCGGUGUGCGCAGUGAUGACCUUUACCUGCCCAGACAGAGUGAAGACGACUAUCAGAACUUGGAGGACACGCUAGUUGUUUUCUGCGUGGACACUUCUGGCAGCAUGAGCGUUACUACAGAGGUUCCAUCAAGCAAUGGCUCUGUAACAUACGUAUCCAGACUAGAGGGUAUGCAGGAUGCCCUCUACAGGGCACUAUUCACCAUAAAGCAACGGUCCCCUCAUCGGAGGGUGGCUCUGGUGACAUUUAACGAUGAGGUUGUAAUAUAUGGUGAUGGUACUAGUGCUCCUAUCACACUCAGGGAUUGGGCGCUAGUUGACUACGACCAUAUAUGGGAAAAGGGUGUGACUUACCACAUCCCACACUGUAUCGCUGAGACCUACAACCACCUAAUACAGAGGGUCAAAGAACUCAGGGAACAUGGAGCCACGUGUCUUGGUCCCGCAGCAUUAGCCUCCGUUGCCAUGGCUUCAAGGUACCCUGGGUCAAAAGUCAUUUUAUGUACUGAUGGCAAAGCAAACAUCGGACUGGGAGAGAUGGAGGAAGCUCCCUCUCUGACUCCUUCUGCCUUUACUCCAUAUUUCUAUACUCAGCUGGCUCUAGAUGCGGUACAGAAGGGAGUCAUAAUAUCAGUAAUGACUUUUGAAGGGACAGACUGUCGCCUGGCUGAUAUUGGUAAACUGGCAGAUGCUACGGGAGGAAGAGUAAAUAUUGUCAGCAUUGGCACGGUAGCAAGAGAGAUUGAAUCGGUCUCCGAAGAUAACGUCCUAGCUACAGGAGUCAAAGCAACCCUGCUCGCUUCUGAUGGAGUGUAUUUUCCAUAUGAGGAUGAAAACAAUCACAAACUGGUAAGAGAGAUUGGGAAUGUCACCAAAGGUCUGGAGAUCACCUUCCAGUUUGCUGUAAAACCAGAUUUUAUGGAAUUUUUUCUCCAGAAAGGAAUGCUUCCAUUCCAAAUGCAGCUCAGCUUCAAGACCAGAGACCAACACAGAAUCACUCGCAUCAUCACCGAACAGCGACCAGCAACUACCUGCAGUCGGAUUUUUGCAGGUAGACUUAACAUGGCAGUGCUCGAUGUUCACUGCGCACAGCUCUGUGCCAGUUUAACCAUGGAGGGUAAAGUGCAGGAGGCACAAAGGCAGCUGAAAGCACAGCAAGACCUGCUGCAACAAGUCAGCAAGUGGAGGCCAAUCCAAAAGGAAGAGAGUAUGUAUGGUAACUGGAUGGAAACCAUGACGACAAUUUGUGAGGACAUUACCACGGAAUCCCAGCUGACUCUUUCUGAUGAAGCAGCUAAGGUGGUGUACCAGAUGAAGAGAGCCAGCAGUGUCAGAAACAACAACAACAGCAGCAACACAGUUAAUGUCCAAAAGAAGACCACAAAGAAGAAAAAGGCUGUCAUGGAGGCUGUGUAAAUUAAAAGACAAAACAAAACUGUUUAUUAAGCAAUUAAUUUUACAGCAGUGAGAGAACCAUAGUUUCUUUUUAUUUAAGAAGCCCAGAGUACAGACAGGCAAAUGUAUAUGACUAAAAAUCUUCUGUGUCUGAGAUGCUGUUGUACAAUAGAUUCAAUAAGAGCUCCUACCUCUUUGCUUAUUCCACGCCUAAUUAUUGAGCUGGAAAUGGAUACAAUUUUUCCAACAUUGAUCUACUCUAGAAAAACUGUACGAGGAGUUUUAUCACAUUUUUAAAUGCAAAAUCUCAUAAACUGAAGAAUUUAGAGUGGUUGUAAUUGAUUUCGUAGAAGCUGUUACGAUUAUAGUUUUCUUUGUAUUGUAAUUAUAUUUCUUAAUAGUCUACAACAGAGAUGGGCAGUAACGAGUAAAGUAAGGCAUUAAUACUGCAAAAAAGGUCAUUAGAUUACUGUUACUUUCCCGUAAGCACGCUGCGUUACUGCGUUACUCU
Messenger RNA from Pundamilia nyererei, 2176 nucleotides. RefSeq names its product circularly permutated Ras protein 1. The transcript is spliced from 16 exons. Gene Ontology annotation, molecular function: SNARE binding; zinc ion binding. Gene Ontology annotation, cellular component: COPII vesicle coat; endoplasmic reticulum exit site. Lineage: Eukaryota; Metazoa; Chordata; Actinopteri; Cichliformes; Cichlidae. Bases 118 to 1686 code for a protein of 522 amino acids. The record is from RefSeq and is a predicted model, not a curated record. Gene Ontology annotation, biological process: endoplasmic reticulum to Golgi vesicle-mediated transport; intracellular protein transport; COPII-coated vesicle cargo loading.